Messenger RNA from Oikopleura dioica, 954 nucleotides. Lineage: Eukaryota; Metazoa; Chordata; Appendicularia; Copelata; Oikopleuridae. The record is from the annotation of a GenBank genome assembly.
AUGGAAAUGGGCGAAGGAAUGGCUCCACAUCCCGGUCCACCGGCUCCCGGCCCUGGACCGGGACUUGCACAAGGAGCCGCCGACCAAAAGCCGCCACCUCCAGAAUACUCUCCAAAUAACACAAUUUACAUCAAUAAUAUCUCAGAGAAGAUUAAAAUUGCUACUCUUCUCACCGAGCUUUCAGCGAUUUUUGAGCAGUUUGGCAAGAUCUUGGAAAUUCAUGCGAAAAAGAAUCUACGAAUGCGUGGUCAGGCGUUCAUCGUCUUUGAAGAACUUGAAAGUGCCAAGAAAGCGGUGAACUCCAUGCAGGGCUUCCCAUUUCACGACAAGAAGAUGCGAAUCGCCUUUGCCAAAACCGACAGCGAUUCUAUCGCCAAAAUGAAGGGAACCUAUGUCGAAAAGGAUCGAUCAAAGAAAGACAAGAAGAAAAAGAAGAAGAAGGACAAGAAGGUCAACCCAAUGCAGGCGAUGAUGAACAUGAUGAAUCCACAGAUGAUGAUGCAGAUGCAGAAGAUGAUGCAACAGGGUGGCAUGCAAAUGCCGAUGAACAUGCAAGCCAUGGCGAAGAUGAUGCCGCAGAUGCAGGCGAAUAUGCAAAAAAUGAUGGCUCAAAUGCAGGGUGGCGGUGCUGCGGCUCCUGGAAUGGCUGCAACUCCUGCCGCACCGGGCCCGAUUGCUGCUGCACCAAACAUGGGUCUUCCAGAAGGCAAGUUCGGCUCGAACAACAUCAUCUUCGUCCAAGAUCUUCCAGAAGAAGUCGAUGAGAAGAUGCUUACCGCGCUCUUUAAUCAAUUCGAUGGAUUCACCGAGGUCCGAAUGGCGCCUUCGAAGACUGGCAAAGCUGCCUUUAUCGAGUACACCACUGAACGAUCCGCUGCCAAUGCGAAGGACACGCUCCAGGGAUUCAAAGUCACUCCCACCACUCAACUCAAGAUCACUUUCGCGAAGAAAUAA